Molecule: messenger RNA, 12702 nt
Organism: Homarus americanus (American lobster)
Lineage: Eukaryota; Metazoa; Arthropoda; Malacostraca; Decapoda; Nephropidae
Product: sacsin-like
Molecular function (GO): Hsp70 protein binding
Source: RefSeq, a predicted model, not a curated record
GUAAUGUGGAAUGAAGAACUAGUAUCAAAAGUUAUUGUUGAAGCAUACUGUACUCUUUUACGUCAAGUUCUCCAGGAGACUGCAACAACGUUAUGUCAUGUUGAAAUCUGGUACAGUCUUUUACCAGAUUUGAACUCUACUAGUGGAAGAUGGAGGGAACUAGCCAAGGAAUUAUGGUCAAGAUUAAUAACUCAACCCAUUUUGUACUCGGAAGUGAGAGGGUGCAUGAUGAUGCCAAAGGAAAUUUUAACAGAUGAUUCACUAAACGCAUUGUCACACGUGUCAAGCUGUGUCAGAGGAGUCCUCUCUGAUCUGAAGUUCCCUCUUGCAAAGUUACCAGAAACUGUUUUGUCGUCGCUUCAUUUUCUUGAAGCUGCCCCAGAAACAGUUACCCCAAAGAAGCUUCGGGAUGUCCUUAGAAGUGAGAGAUCCCUAAAGGAGGAAUGGAAUCUAAAAUACCUGCUUGAAUAUGUUAUCUCUGACCAAAAUUACAAUGAUUUUGAAGGAGUCCCUCUCCUCCCUCUGGAAAAUGGGACAUGGAUCAAAUUCUCUCGUAAUGAUCACUCGGUGUACAUCUGCAAGGAAACUGGUGUAUUCUUGGGUUUGGAGGCUCAGACCCUGAACAAUGAUCUCUCUUCAUCAAUUAUUCAGUCUCUGGAGAAGAUAGCACAAACAGGCACAACUCAGUUGAAGCAGUUCUCUGUGUGUCAUCAUGGGGUGGAGCUACUUACAAGGAGUGUCCGAUUUGUUCAAGAAACUUCUCCUUCUGAGCAACAAAUGAAAUGCUGGUUGUCAAAGGUAUGGGCAGUUGUGGAGCAUCUUGAUCUUCAAAGUGUUAUGAAUUUGACCCUCAUACCAACUAGCAACAAAGUAAAUGCACCAACCCUAAUCACUCUGUCAACUGCUAUCAUUGUGCAAAACGACUAUUCUCCAAUAUCUCAAGCAGCUAAAGAGGCUCUUCUUUUAUUGAAAGUGCAAGUUAUCUCGAAGCCUCCAGAUUAUGUUCGACAUCACCAGUUACACAACUAUUUAAAUAGUUCAGAUGCUCGUGGUGUCACCCAGGCAUUACUGAAGGUGUUAGAAGUAUAUGAAACCUGUCUUCUAGCAUGUGACUUCAAUAUGUGGAGGAAGGAUGAAGACGUUCAAGCUCUCCUCAGUGUUAUUGAAAUGCAUCAUCUUCCAUCACAGAUAAAGAACCUCUUGAAGAAAAUCACCAUUUUCAAAGCCAAUGGAAGAAACAAUAUUGUAGUUGAUGUAAGCAUUGACAAUUGUGAUAAAAUAUCUCCAGAAGUUAAUGACUUUCCUGUCAACUAUCCUGAGAGACUGAUAAUACCAUCCUCCUGGACAGAACGACAGCUUGCAAAAAAUUUAGGUGCCACACAGCUGUCAAAAGAAAAUUUAUGUCUCCUCACCCUGCAAAAUACAUACUCUGAUUCUGAUAUAUCACAUCUCGUGUUAUACAUUUUGGAAGAUAGAGUCCUACAGAACAGUUCAAUAAUUCAGCAACAACUGAGGUAUGUGCAAUUUGUUCCAGAUAAAACUGGAAGACUGUUUCUACCCAGCCAGCUGUAUGACCCUGAGGAUAUUGAUAAUGAAGCAUUGAUUGCAGAAAACCUUCACCCCAAGACAUGCUUUCAGAAAUAUUAUCAAUUAUUACGGGUUCUUGGAAUGAAGAAAGUGCAGAAUAUGCCCAGAGAUGAAUUCAUUCAGAUCAUAAAAAGUCUUCAUGGCAAAUCAUUACCAGAAAGUGAAAAGGCAAAAAAAGCAGUAAGUUUACUUAGAGCUAUGAAUCGUCGUUCAGAUUGUUUACAGAUUUGCCAAGCAGUCAAAAGUACUAAUUUUGUUUUUGGUGAAGUAUCCAAACCAGUUGUAUAUCCAGACAGUCUAAUUUGGGCAACUUCUUUUAAAUUGUACAAACCUGAAAAGGUCAAAAGUUACAAUCACUUUAAAAAUGUUCUAGGCUCGGUGGUACCCCUAGUGCAGUGUUCAGAUAUUCAGUGUGUUGCAAACAACUUUGGUUGGAAUCAAAAGCCCGACAUUGACAAAAUUAUAAAACAUCUACAGAACAUAAUGAUGGCAUAUGAGAAUUCAGAUUUAUGCUGUUUUGAACAAGUGAAGGAAACGUACAAACAACUUUCAACAUUCAGUGACACGUCACAUGCUUACCAUUUAAAUUUACUUUCAGCAUUACCAUGCAUUUUCACUGAGCAUGGUUUCAGAGCACCAAAUCAAGUAUAUAUAUCAUGUGGAAUUGAAGACUUACAAUUAUUGCCAUACAUGUAUCCUCUGCCUUUUGAAUUACGUGAAUGUGUUGAUCUCUUCCGCACUAUAGGAUGUUUUGAAAAUCAGUCAAAAGAAUUGUAUUUAACACUUCUCCAACAAAUCCACGACCACCACCAUUCAAAAGGUAUUGUAGACGUUGAUCGUGACAGGAACAUAGUUGUACAAGUACUUCAUAAACUAGAGAAAUUCUGUGGGGACAUUCCUCCAUCUCGGAUGUUGUUGCCGGUGGAAACUAACGAUAAUACAUUAGAACUAGUUGAAAUGCAGCAUUGUUCUUAUUCAGAACAGUCCUGUGAUUGGAUUGAUAGUGAAGAACUUGGAGUGAGAGUAGUUCACAGCAGUGUAGGAACUAAAUUAGCAAAAGCUCUUGGUGUAGAACCUCUAAACAAGCAUCUACUUGCAGGACAAGAAGCAUUUAUGGAAUGGGGGCAAAGUGAACCACUUACCACCCGUCUUCACAAUCUGCUCAGGCAGUAUCGUGAUGGUGUAGCAGUCCUCAAGGAGUUGGUGCAAAAUGCAGAUGAUGCUGGAGCUACCACAGUUUGUUUUCUUUAUGAUGAACGUCAAAAUGAAGAUGCACGCACAAGACUCGUCAGCAACAAAUUUCAAGAAUGUCAGGGACCAGCAUUGUGGGCUUAUAAUAAUGCCAAAUUCACAGAAGAUGACUUAUCAAAUCUUAAGAAAUUAGGUGGAGGAACUAAAGAACAUUUGUCCACCAAAAUUGGGAAGUUUGGCUUAGGAUUUUGCUCAGUUUAUAACCUGACUGAUACACCAAGUCUUGUUAGUGGGUCUAAUUAUGUUAUAUUUGAUCCACAUCAAACAUAUUUAGAAGAUGGCAAUAACCAAAAACAUGGGCUGCGGUUUGAUUUUUCUGGAGAAAAGAACUCUCUAAUGCUGCAAAAGCUUCAUGGUCAAUUUAAGCCAUUUAAUGAAGUUUUUGGCUGUAAUAUCAAACAAACGAGGAACUUUAAUGGCACACUAUUUCGUUUCCCUUUGCGAACUCUAGCACAAGCAGGCUCUAGUGAGAUUAGCAGUGUGAGUUAUCAGCACAAAGAGAUGAAAGAACUGCUUCAAAUGUUUAGCAAGAUAAUUGGUGAACUACUACUUUUUACACAAAAUAUCAAAGACAUUGAAGUCUACCACUUAGGAAAGACAUUAUCACCAGCAAAGAAAAUAUUGCUGUAUAGAAGCUCAAGGACAACAAGAACACUAUCAGCUGUACCUGCUAAGUCUGUUUGCAGCAUCACAACAAACAAAACUCAAAUGAAGAGUGUUUCUCUCCUGUUUAACAAUAAUUUUAAAUGGAGUGGGCAUUCUUUUGAAGAAAAUACUUUUUCAGAAAUAAAAGUUGAGUAUUCACAUGAAGGUAGCCAACUGUGCAGCAUUGAUCAGGGUAUGUGGACUAUAAAUUGGCUAACAUCUUGGCAUUGUGGUAAAGGUCCAUUGUGUAAAUUUUCUGAAAGACUCGGGGGCAAAGCCCUUCCUCUGGGUGCUGUGGCAGUUCCUGUAAAAAAAGAAACUGAUGGAUGGCAACCCAUAAAGCUCUCAGAACUUCCUCAAGGAUUUUAUAAAAAGAGCCACAUGCACUGUUUUCUCCCACUACCAGUCAAAACAACUCUUCCUGUUCAGUUAAAUGGUUUCUUUGAAGUAACUUCAGACCGUACAAGUCUUGAAACACAAACAGAGGAUGAUCGGUUGACAACACAAGACUGGAACAAAAUAUUGAUGACUGAUGCCAUAAAUGCUGCCUAUCACAACCUUAUACUGACUUUGCAGUUGGAAGGUCUAAGUUGGAAUUGUCCAUACUAUACCCUUUGGCCUGUUAAGCAUGACACUAAUGACUACCUCAUAUCUAAUCUUAGAAGUUAUUUCUACAGCACCAUUGUCACUGAGGAUGUGAAAGUCUUCCGCAGCAGAAAUGGAUGGCAUCCUUUGAAAGUCUGUAAAUUUUUUGAAGAAUCAUUCUACAAAGUUACAGAUAUUGGCAAAAUUGCAUUUGAAUAUAUGGAAGAAUUAAUGAGGCUCUGGGGCAACUUAACUAUGAUAGAGUUACCGGAGCAUGUUUUGUCUGGAUUUCAGGAUAACAGUGUUUUUUCACAUUGCAUCACUCAGAAUGACUUUUUGGGCAAUUACUUCAUCCCAAAUAUUGCAGGAGAGUAUGUAACUCCACCAAAGAGAGAUAAGCUGACUUUACAUAUCAUUAAUAAUAAUAAUAAUCAUCAUGAUUGCCUCGCCAAACUCAAAAGAAUUCCUUGCAUUCCUACAAUCCCAAAUGGAACCUUGAAAAUCCCCAAGGAUCUAAUUGACCCCAAGGAUAGAAUUGCAUUACUUUUCAGUGUGAGUGAUGAAAGGUUCCCAGAGGACUUAUUUUUUAACACUCCCCAUGUACGUUCUGUUCUUUGUCAGCUGGGAAUGAUGAAUACAUGUACAGGUAUUCCUGUAGAGAUGGUUCACAACAGGGCAGAAACAGUUGAAGCACUACCAUGCCAUAAUUGUGCUGUUGAAAGAUCUAUAAAAAUCUUCCACUAUAUAGAAACACGGCAUGAUGAGGAACAAAAUGAAAUUGCACAUAGAAUUCAAAGUGUCCCAUUUCUGCCAGUUAUGCCUAAGCCACAAGAUUGGCCUGUUACAUGGAAAGGUGAUAUGAUACAAAAUAAAACAUCUCUUAUAUGUGAUAAACAUGCCCAAAAAAUUUUUCAGAAUCGGUUGAAAUCUGUAUUGUUUAAUAAGCCAGUUUCCCUGUGCUUACCAAAGUUUAAGGUGCUUGUAGGUAGUUCUCAUUUAUUGCUGGUUGACAGAGAUGAUCAUUUAUCAAAUGAAAUCCUAAAGAAGCUGGGUGUUAUUGUUCAUGAAAAUAUGCUGCCCUUACAAGAAGUCUGUUAUCAGAUUAAAACUUUUAUUGCUGAAUCACCAGUAGUUCAUAAUAUCAAUACAAUGUGUGUUGAAAUAUAUGAUUAUUUUGAAAGAAAAAUUCCAUUUCUGAAAUCAGGUAAUGAACUAAUAGACCUGCAAAAUGAGAAGAUCCUCAAGACAAAAUGUGGCUUUAUGGAACCAAAGUAUUUUGCAGAUUCUGACUCGAGUGAUUGUGCACCUGACUUGUUUUCAGUGCGAGCAGAAGGGCUUGAAUCAUACCCAAAUCUAAUGAAAGCCCUUGGCAUUAAAUCUGUCUUUCAUAGAGACUCUGUUUUACAAGUUGUUCUUCAAAAGAAAGAAAUAUAUAAAUCAAGACAGUUAAGUAAGCCAGAGGUAUUACAGAUGUCAAAGCUUCUUAAAUUAUUAUUUGAUAUAACAGAAAAAGAUAACGGUGAAUAUAAGCUGCCCUUACAGGAUCUCCAUCUCCCAGACACGGGUGGUUUUCUUCAUCCCAUAGACAAAUUGUGUACUGAAGAUGGGAUUGAUCUCAGCUCUGGUAAUCAUCUGUGUUUGCACAGAGAUGUGUAUCUCUCACAGGCAAUGACUGAUUGGUUAGGCAUUAAAUCAAAAACCAUGAAACGCCUUGAGAACUGUUCAAAUAGAUUACAUUUUGGUCAGAAAGAACCGUUAACUACUCGGUUAACAAAUAUUCUUAAGGAUUAUCCAUGUGAUACUGGGAUAAUGAAAGAACUGCUACAGAAUGCAGAUGAUGCUGGAGCAACAGAAGUUGCUUUUAUCAAAGAUUUUAGACAUCUCCCAGAUAAAAAACUUUUUGAUAAGAAAUGGGCACCAUUACAGGAGCCUGCCUUAUGUGUGUACAAUAAUAAAGGUUUCACAGAAAAAGAUUUACAGGGUAUUCAAGACUUGGGAAAGAGUUGUAGAAUUGAAGAUCCAGCAAGUACAGGACAAUAUGGUAUCGGUUUUAAUGCUGUGUAUCAUUUAACCGAUGCCCCAUCAUUCCUAACAAAAGGACCUGAUGUUCCACAAGGAGAGACACUAUGUAUGUUUGACCCACAUUGCAAGUAUGAUUCAUUUGCUACUCCUGAUAAACCUGGUGUUCAAUUUAAGAACUUACAUAACUUGCGUAUGGAUUACCCAGAUUCUUUUAUGGGAUAUUUAGAAGAUAGAUUUUUGCAAAAUGAAGGCACAGUUUUCAGACUCCCACUGCGAACUUCAAAAGAAUCAGAGAUUUCGAAGAAAAUCAUGCCAAAGUGGCAACUUGAUAUUAAACUGAAAGAAUUUGAGGCAGAAAUGGCUAAAUGUUUAUUAUUUCUAAGAAAUGUUCGAAAGAUUUCCAUCAUGACCAUUACUGAAAAAGGAGAAUGCAUUCCUGGAUACUCGGUUCAAUCAAUCAUCCAAGAAGAAAAUGAGCUUGUAAAAUUGAAAAGUGAAAUGAAAGGAAACAAAUGCAGCAAUGAGAUGUUUAUUUUACCUAAUACUUUUGAUAUGGUUAGAGCUUCAUAUAACAUGUUCAUAGAAGACACAUCUGGGGUACAGUACUGGUGGUACAUUGUCCAACAGCUUGGUACAGAAAACCCAGACAGUGUUCCAGAGAUAGUAAUAGAUGCCUUCACUGAUCGGUAUCUCAACCUGCUUCCUCAUGCUGGAGCUGCUGUUCUUUUGGAAACCAAUAAAAAACUUAGUGAUGAUAUGUUUACAACAUCGUGUUAUCUCCCACUGCCAGUAGAAUCUGGAUUACCAUUUAGUGUUAAUGGGCAUUUUACUCUUGGUUCUUCACGGCGGGACUUGUGGAUUGGAUUGAAGGAUAUUAAAGCAGAAUGGAAUAGAUGGCUCAUAAAAGAGGUACUUGCUCCUGCUGCUGUUCAUGCAGUUGACCACUAUAGGAAAUUCAUUUUCCCAGACAAUAUUAGAAAUAUGCUACAGAACAAAUUUGGGGAGAAAAUAAAAAAGUAUGAAAAUACUGUACCUGUUGGCAACAAAGCAAAAGCUCCUCAAUGGAAGAAUUUUGUAAAAUGGUUUUAUGAAUACAUUAUAAAUCAGCAAUUAGAAAUGUUUGAUGUAUUCACUGCAAAAGGUGAUCACCCUUCACAUGAUGUUCAAGCAAGUUAUGAUAUAUCACAUCAACAUGAGCAACAAAGAAAAGGAGAGUUACAAUGGCAUGCAUUUAACAAGGCUGGAAAUAAUUUUCCGAUUUAUUUUAUUGCUGAUCAUAUUGAUGACAGUCUCUUAAAUACUCUUAAGAGACUUGGUAUGAAAAUAUGUAGAAAAUUUUGGCGUGAAAUUCUCCGUGAAAUAGAAAUUCCAUAUGACAAACUCACGCCAGAGUCUGUUCUUAAAUUUCUUCUUUCCUGGAACAAAAAUUAUCCUGACAGAUGUUAUCUGACGAUUGAGGAAAAUAUCACGAAGUCUCCCUUUUUGACUACAAAAAAUGUGUGCAAAGUCUUUGACCAUCUUUCCCACUUAAAAGAAAUGUAUAAUGAGUUGGAUGGGCUUCCAUUGCUGCUCACCAAUGACAUGGUUCUUCGAUGUUUUGAUUCCAGUGAACCAGUAUUCAUGUCGAAAUACUGCAAUCUAUUACCAGAAUUAGGAAAUGAAUUUUUAAACCUCCAAAUGGUGAAACAUACUGAAAUUUUUUUCAAAAACAUUUCAGAAAACUUUGAGAAUCAGAAUGUGCUGAAAGAGUUUACUUUAAAUGAUUUAUGUGAAAGACUACAUACUGUAUUGGAUGAAUCUUAUCAUAAUUGUACAGAUUUGAAACCAUUAGAAGAUGCCAAAACAUUUGAUAUAGAAAAUUGGUUAACAAGUUUGUGGAGUUUUGUUACAGAGUACAUUAAAGGCAAAUUUACGAACAGUGAAAGUCGUACCGGAAGGUCACAAGUAAACUGGAAAGCAAGCAGAGAACAUAUCUUGAUUACUCUUGGAGAAUGGGCACUGUAUCCCUUAAACAAAUGUGACAAGAAGUACCUUAUUGCAGUUCAGAAUGCUUGGAGGAUUAUAGACCUUCGUAAAGACCCUGCUAUGGAGACAUCAGUUUUCUCCAAAUUACCAGUUCCUCAUCCAUACUGGAAAAGACUCAUUCCUGUAGAGUUGAAGCUAACAGCAACCUUAAAAGAUCCUUCUGCAAUGUUAGAAGCAAUUUACUUUCAUAGAAAGAUAAUUGCAGAGUUUGGAAAUUGGAUUUUUAGGCAAAAAUUUCCAGAGAGAUUUACCAAAAUCCUAGAAUACUUUGGCCGUCAUUGUAAAGGAAACUCAUUAUCUAUUGUUAAACUCCGUUCUCUAAGUAUUUUUGAAGAUGUGUCAGGAACGAUAUGUAAUUUGGAAGAUAAGAAGUUGAUUAUGCCAGUUCAAACAAAACUUGGACUUGAUGGUUUAGCAAAACUUGCUUGUGAGCAUAACACAAUUAUUUUGAAGGAAGCAACAUCAUCUCAUAUAACAGAUAUCUAUAGAUACAUAGACUCAGGAUGUAUUAUGAACGAUCUGGUAAUUUAUGCGAAGUUUAUUUUGCCCAAUUUCAAGUCUUUACCACAACAACAACAAACUAAAUUUCUGGAAAGUUUGCGAGAUGAACUGAGCCAAUUACAGUACAAGGAAGAAUAUGGUUGGAGCAAAGAGCAAAUUGAUGUUGUUUGUGAACUUAAGAGAACUCCAUUUAUAAUGUUCUUUGGAAACCUGAAAACUGCAGAUAAUUUUUAUGAUUCCCACAACUCAGUUUUCAAAGUAUUGGAGUUAAGCAACUUACCACAGGAAUGGACUAAGACUAUAUGGCAGUAUUUUCUCAAAUUGGCUGGUAUGAUUCUUAAAUUGACUGAUGAUAUGUAUAUAAGGUAUGCUUCUGAACUUUCAUCUAAUGAUCCUAAAGUUAAACCCAAGUCCAAAGUUCUAACUGAAUACUUUUUUGAGCACUACAAAACACUGAAAAAUACAGUUUCUGUGAUUGAGAAUAUUGAAUUUCUAGUACCAGCAAUAGAUGAAAAAUUGGAAAGAAUUUUACCUCAUUUUAAGACAAGAUCUGGAUUGGUAUCUUUUGUUGAUAGUGUGCCUUCAAAAUUAGCAAACAUUCUGUGGACAACCAGAAGCCUCUUGCCACAUUAUGCAACACCACAGAAGAACCAAAUUAAAGUGGCUCUAAACAUGUUGGAUCCUCCUCCAGAAGAAAAGGUUGUUGAACACAUUUUUAAACUGUGCAAGUUCUUUGUGAAAGACAACACAAAUGAAGAUGUCAUUGAUGUGAUGGAAAGUAUUUACCAGUACUUGCAGCAUUGCAAUGCAAGUGUCUAUGAUAGAAUAGUUGAGAACAGCAUCCCUGUAGUACAUAUACCCAAUUAUUCAGUGUUUGUUUCUGCUAAUUUUGUUGUGGAAAAUUUACAAUAUGAGAUUAUUCCAUAUUUAUUUAAAGCACCAAUCAUAUAUGGGAAAUAUUUUGAUAUGUUUGAAAAAAUAGGGACCCUUAAAAAUGACACUUGUGACACAUAUGCACAAGUCUUGAAGAUGAUACAUGAAAAGAGCCAAAAUGAAAAAUUGCAUCCUGAGGAAUCUAAGUCUAUGAAAUUGGCUUUUGCAGGGUUAGUGGAGAAGGUUUUCAUGUUAGACAAACUUACAGUUUCUGAAUUAUACCUUCCUACUGGAGAGGAAACAUUAGCACUGUCCUCUAAUAUGUAUGUGGUAGAUAAUGAGGAGUAUUUAAAAGCUACUGAAGGAAAAUUAAAUGAACCAACAUUUGCUGGAAUUGAAUUUUUAAAACUACAAAUCUUUGGAAAAGAUACUGACUUUAUAAAGAAAUUACCAGAGAAUUUGCAGCCAAAACUUUUGUCAUCUAUUAUUCAGGAAGAUCUUGAUACUAAUAAAAUGGAAGAAAUAUCAUCAACAAAGUUUGUUCAACUUAAAGCUGUACUUGAUUGUCAAACUUUAAAAUCAGCAAUAUUUAGAAUUGUAAACCAUUUUAACCCUCCAGGAACUUGUCUAAAUGAAGAAGAGAAGCGAAGACUAACGUCUAGCCUUGAUAUGAUGGAUGUAAAACAACUGAAGGAAAUUAACACAAUUAUGGUACAUAAUGGAAAUGAAGUAGGACAGAGAAAAAGACAUCAUUUUAUAAAGAAUGUAUGUACAGGGGAAACAAAACAAACAACUCUCUAUAUUUCUGAGAACAUCGAGAGAAAUUUGCUCAUAUAUAGCCUAUCUAACACCCUCAGAAAAGUGCUCAAGUUAAAUAGUGAAUCAGUUAGCUGCCUAACAAUUUUAUUGCAAUCAUGUGACAAACCACAUGAAAUGGGAGCAUUGCUGAAUGAAAUGGAUAUAACAAUGUACGAAGGUCAGAGUAAUGAACACAUUAGUUUUCAGACAGAAGUGGGUACUUAUCUGAAAGAUUGUUUCUUGUGCUUGUUGGAUAAUGAAUUUUACAAUUUUCAUGAAGGAGAAAUUGUUUGCAUGAAGAAAUAUAUUCUUGGAGGGGUGGAAGAUUGUGAAGAAGACAUUUUCAUCAUUGUUGAAGUGAAACGCCUGGUUAAAAGUCAUGAUAAUUUGUUCCUGGACGAAUAUGAGGUGAAUACAGGAUGUGAAGUACAAUGUCUUUUGAUUGUUAAAGCCCAUCAAUUAUACAAGUUUGUAAGAAAGAACUUAAAUGAGAUAAUGCUCUCAGAUGAGGUAGCUGAUACAUCUGAUGAUAAUCUUACUGAACAAGAAAUAAGGAAGAUAAGAAAACAGAUGAAGGAAAUAUGGAAAGUGGAAGAUGAAAAAGAAAGACAUCAUUUGUUGCGGCGCUUGAUACUAAAAUGGCAUCCUGACAAGAACCUACACAGGACUGAGCUCAGUACCAGAGUGAUGCAAUACAUACAGCAACUGCUAAGACGACUAGAGCGAGGCGAGACAAUUUCAGAUGAUGAAGAUGACCCCAGUGAUUCCGCUCAAACUUCAAGAGCUGUCCCCAGUGAUUUUUAUGACAAUUUAUUCCGAGCACCACCAAGACAAUAUGCAAGUUCCCACACAUUCUCGGGUUAUUCAAGACAAGAAACAAAGGUGCCCGAUUACCCAGAAGCCCAGAAAUGGCGUAAACAGGCUGAGCAUGAUGUUGGUGAAGCACGUAGACGAACUGGAGGAUCUGCAUGCUGGAUGAUGUACAUGUGCCACCAGGCAGCAGAAAAGAUGUUAAAAGCAGCCUUGUAUCUUGUGGACCGGGACCAAGCAACAAAAUUCCAAAGGGGUGAAGCAGGUCACUCACUAAUUUCCAUAUCAGAACAUCUUACAUCUAAUGAGGCAAAGUUUGUAGCAAGAGAAAUGGACAGCCGAGUGGGACAUCAUACCCAAUUACGCUAUCCUUCUGCUCAAGGUUGUCCCUGUGACCGCUACACUGAUGAUGAUUCCACAUACAUGUUAAGUAAGGCAGAGGAACUAAUUGAAUUGCUUAGACCUUCCUUUGUAAGAUGAGGAAAAUGAAUAUUCACGGAUGGUAAGAUUGUAAGCUCUUUAGAGAGUAAAGUCACUAAGCCAAUUAGACAUGCCACAAUGUAAGAAUAAUGGCAACUCUGUAUGCAAAAACAAAUUUGCUUGUUUUGAGGGGUUAGGUUUCACAGGCCUUCCUCUUAUCUGAUAAAUCUAAUGCUGUGCCAAUCAGUGGCCCUACAGCAUCUUUACUUAUGCAUUCAUGUAGCUUUUAUUGCAUUUAUGUCAAACUUUAGUACCUGUGGAAUAUCUGGUACAGUAAGGCUUUUUUUUCAUAAUAUGGGAUAUAAUUUUGAUUCCAAGGCUCUUUUUCAUAAUAUAUAAUUUUGAUAAAGUAACAGAACUUCUAUACAAAUGUGUUCAAAAUGAUAUCUUAUAAGUUCACUUGUGUCAUGUCAUCAAAAGACUUACAAUGAUAUAAAGUAUCUUAGAUCUCAAUGCUAUUUAUAAAUUUAACUGUUAUGAAGAAGUAUUUGGAUAUCCAGUAUUGACAGAUUGCUAACAAAAAUAUUCAAUUCUUUGUAAGUUUCUUAGGUCUAAUAUUUUGAUAAUAAUUAUUAGCCUUUUGUAAGUUAUCAUGGUGAUCUACCUUGAUAUUGAAUACUUUAUGAAGAUAUUUACUUUGUAUUCUGUAUUACUCCUUAAAAUUUAAAACUAGUAAUGAAUAAUAAUCCAAUAUUGACUGGAGUUAAAAUUUAUGUAAAUUUCAUCAGCACACUUUCUUUUUAAAUUUGUAUGUGGAAUGCAUGAUUAUAUUUAAUUUUUUAAUUGUUUACUAUUGUAUAUACAGCAUUUUAUAUGUACAGUAUAAACAAUGUAACUGAAAUCAUACUGUAAAAGAUAAAAUGCAGAAUAAGAGCAUUUUAUACAUAUCUUUAGCACUGCUGAAGAUGACCAGAGGUUGAAGAAUACACCGUGCUCUGUUUUAUUACAUAAUUUCUGCAAUUACAUGUACGGUAGUUUUAAUUAUAAGAGAUUUCAACUGGCAGAUAAUCUGGAAACAAUCACAACGAUAGUGUUUCUGGCACUGUGUCUACCAAGCAAUAUUGGUACAGUAUUUAGUUAUUAUGCAGUUUUGAGCAUUAAUAAAUUGUUUGAACUCUUAAAGAA